Messenger RNA from Heterobasidion irregulare TC 32-1, 243 nucleotides. RefSeq lists its product as uncharacterized. The record is from RefSeq and is a predicted model, not a curated record. Bases 1 to 243 code for a protein of 80 amino acids. Lineage: Eukaryota; Fungi; Basidiomycota; Agaricomycetes; Russulales; Bondarzewiaceae. The transcript has a single exon.
AUGACGCUGCAGCUGUCAUCUACGCGGUAUGAAUUCCGUAACAAGAAACUCACGCAUACGCUAGUUUUAUCGCAGCGCGAAGAGGCGCCCCACAGCGACGCCUUAGCGAUAUACGGCAUUCAGGAGCCCCAAAAUCCACUGGCUCACGGAAUCGCCGCUUUUUGUCUGGCGCUCCGCACGGACACAUCAAGCAGGCGCCAUGAGUUUGCUAAGGGCGACGACGAUCGUCAAUUGGACGAUUGA